AUGCCUCCUCCUAUAGCGAGUACCUAUUGCUACCGGCCCGUCGGACGCUUAUCUCUAUUCCACCUACUAGAACUUCCUCUACUACUCGUCGGCCCUCCAGUAGAUACAACUCCCUCUAAUGGUAUGGUGACCUAUUCUAAGACUAGAAAAUUGAAGCCUCGUACCUUCUCUACAAAGGCUCGUGCUGCGAAACCUUCGACAUUCAACCAAGCUCGGACUAAUCCUAACCGAUUAGCAUCUGAAAAUGCAAGUCAACAGUCUCUAAAUCCAGCAUCACUAAAACGCGUUCCAAAUACGCUAGGUGCCUUCGGAAGAAUCUUAUACACUACUCACCCAGAAUGGUUUACGUGA
Dovyalis caffra is the source of this 351-nucleotide messenger RNA. Lineage: Eukaryota; Viridiplantae; Streptophyta; Magnoliopsida; Malpighiales; Salicaceae. The record is from the annotation of a GenBank genome assembly.